This is a messenger RNA of Galleria mellonella (greater wax moth), 2276 nucleotides long. Its product is annotated as spherulin-2A-like. Bases 200 to 1009 code for a protein of 269 amino acids. NCBI's taxonomy places the organism in Eukaryota, Metazoa, Arthropoda, Insecta, Lepidoptera, Pyralidae. The transcript is spliced from 2 exons. The record is from RefSeq and is a predicted model, not a curated record.
AUUAUUAAUGCCGUGGUGGGCGGUACAUACGCACAGCAAAUAUUAAAUCUUCAAAAAUUCUUAUAUCUAAGUUUAUAGUUUUUACUACGAUAUCCCCAGUCAGGUUGACAUUCACGCCCCCUACUUUUGGACGCUAUAGCACCGACAAAAAGGCGUGGAAGUAUCCGAAUAGUCUGUCCUGCUCAUUCUGAUCGGCGCCAUGAUACUGGUUGAAAUCGUCGCCUCUGACAACCGAACAAAAUCCGUGGUGAAUCUCUCUGGGAGUAGCAAAGCCAUCAUCAGUGACACGGAGCGGAACCUCUUCCGCUUGAGCGAUUACAAUUUGAAGAAGGCCGUCGAGGCACACUUCGGACAGCAACCGACAGACGCCUUCCUCAGGAGUCCGACACCCUGGGACGAUCUGUACCAGAGAUACGGCUGGACGCAAGUCUCCACGACACUGACUCCUGUGGUGGCAAGGAUCCUCAGAGUCAGCUCAAAGCCGAGCGUCAUUGCAACAAAACACUUCCAAAACGACAGCACACGGCGAGCUACAUUCAAUGGCAAAAUCAAAGAGGAAGUCCAGAACACUGUCAUUUCCUCGUGGGAGAAAAGUAGUGACUUCAGCGUUGGUCUGAACAUUAAUUAUAACUUCGGCACCAAAGUGACGUCUAGCAGUGCCGGUGCCUCAUUCUCUUAUACAUCCAAAUGGGGAGAGAGUAAUUCCAUAUCGGAGGCCGUGACCGUGGGCUCCGAGUCGGGAGUUGAAAUCACCCUGGAGCCCGGUCAGGGUGUUGUAGCCGAACUGCAUGCGACACGGGGCACCAUGGAAAUCCAGGUGGACUACGAGGCUACCCUCUGCGGUAGUACUGCUAUCAACUACUAUUACAAAUACAAGGAUCACCACUUCUGGGCCCUGGACAUCAACGAGGUGAUGACAGCUGGAGGCUUGAGAACCUCCGUGCAGUCCCGGGAAGUUAUCAAAUUUGAUUACUACUCCGAUUCAACAGUCGUGAUUAAAAAUGCAUAGACCAAUGUAUGCAUGGUACUGCCAUAAGAAAUAUUUUUAUAUUUACUGUAAUUCUUCAGUUCUUGAGUUUGUGUUGUUACCGAAUUCUGUUUAUACAAGCAGGUGUCUAGAUGAAAGUGGCAACUUAAGUAUUUGGCUGAUUCUUGAAUGAGUAAAAUCUCAUCAUCAAAAUCUCUCUCUCUCUUUCAUCAAAACAAUCUCUUAUAAACAAAUUCAAUUUUCACUUCUUUUCACGACAAUUAUCAAUGAUUGCUUUUGUUUUCUUAUUUCAUUAAAAGAUUUUUUUUUCAAUAAGCCUCGUUCCAUAAGGAACGGACCAAGGUCGAUGACCAUGCUGCCUUCAGUUUUCAUUAAUAGAUAAUGGAAAAAAAUCCUUUUUUUUUAUCUAAUACUUUCAGACUAAAUUCUAUUGGUAUAAUCUAAAAUAAUAUUAUAAAGAAAGAUUUUAUUAUUCGUUUUAUAAUAAUAAUAAUUUAUUUGCAUAAAUGUAGUUGAAAUAGAUCUAAAUUAGUGUUAUGGAAUCACAUAUUUAGCCACAUUGUUUUAAUGGCGUGCAAAAUGUAAACUCCUAUUUAAGUGGAUACGUUUCAUAUAAUUUCAGACCUUACAGUAACAAUAUUUAUUCUAAUUGCAAUAAAAAUAACCUCAAAAAUUACCUAUGAAAUUAAAAAAAAAUCUUUCACUUGUAGAUAGCAUUAUCAGCAAACAAUAUAGACUGUAUUUUAAUAAAAAAAAAACACAUCAUAGCCAGUGUGUAUCUAUAACUUUUUAUAUAUAUAUAUAUAUAUAUAUAUAUAUAUAUAUAUAUAUUUUAAGGGCUUUUACCUUCUUCAGGUAUAUCAGUCCUAUUGUACCCUGAAUUGAUUUCUCCAACAAAACUUUAUCUACCUUCCCUAGACGCGGAAAGAGAAGAAUUAAUGGGCAUCAAUAAUUUACACAGAUGUUCAAAAAUUUCUGGUUUAAAUUCAGCUAACAUAGAUUGAAUAAGACCAACAUUCAAUUUAUUUAAGUUAAAGUGGCGCAUGAAUUCUUCUCUUUCCUUCGUGUUAAUAUGACACUCUAAUAGAAUAUGAUGCACAUCAUCGAUGGUAUUACAAGUUUGACAAUGGGGUGACAAGGACUUUCCCAUCAUAUGUGCAAAUUUUUUUAUAUCUAUAACUUAUAAUUAUUAAUUUUUUUUUAAAUUUAAUUAUAAAAAACUUAUUUAAAACUUAUGUUAUAUAAUUAAAUUUUAGGUACAUAAUAUUACAGUUUAUUUAAUUUAUAA